Molecule: messenger RNA, 852 nt
Organism: Fusarium redolens
Lineage: Eukaryota; Fungi; Ascomycota; Sordariomycetes; Hypocreales; Nectriaceae
Exons: 2
Coding region: 1-852 (283 amino acids)
Source: RefSeq, a predicted model, not a curated record
AUGACGGCAGCUGCGUAUGCGAAGGAUAUAUUAUCUAGGAUACCGCCUAACAAGAUCGAAGCCCAGAGAAAGAUUGUUGACGUACUGCUAGACCUGAAAGAUGACGUUAAGCACGUAUCGAAAGGUAUCGAUAAAAUCCUUCACAAGCAACACAGCGAAGAAGACAGGGACAUCAUUCAGUGGAUCACAGCUAUCGACUAUGCACCACAGCAGCAUGAUUUCCUCAAGCGGCGACAACUAGGAAUUGGUCAGUGGCUCUUGGAAUGCACCGAGUUUCAACAGUGGCUUAAGGAUGCCAAAAGAGGACUCUUCUGCCCCGGUAUUCCCGGAUCAGGGAAAACAAUCAUCACAGCAAUUGUGAUCGACCAUCUCUCAACCAAGUUCCAAGAACAAAGCGAUAUCGGCAUUGCUUUCAUCUUUUGCAAUUUCCGGCGGCAUCACGAACAGACAUUGGAGGACCUAUUAGCUGCUUUGCUGAAACAAUUGACCCAACAACAAUCCGUUGUGCAGAGCGGCGUGACAGAACUUUACAACAGCUGCAAAAAAAAGGGCGGACGGCCCUCUGUCGAAAAGCUGUCCACAGCUUUACAGUGUGUGUCUGCUCUCUUUAGCCGCACCUUUCUUAUUAUUGAUGCUCUUGACAAAUGUCAAACGACCAGCGGAUGUCGUAAUGCAUUUCUCGACGAGAUGCUCAGCCUACAAGCACGCUGUGGGACAAACCUAUUUAUGACGUCACACUUUAUCCCGGAAAUCGCCGGGUCUCUGGAUUCUCAGGCGACUCUUGAGAUCCGUCCGAGUGAUGACGAUGUACGGAUAUCUAGAUGGCCGCAUGUCGCAACUACCAGGGUUUAG